Molecule: messenger RNA, 5979 nt
Organism: Parastagonospora nodorum SN15
Lineage: Eukaryota; Fungi; Ascomycota; Dothideomycetes; Pleosporales; Phaeosphaeriaceae
Exons: 3
Coding region: 1-5979 (1992 amino acids)
Molecular function (GO): ATP hydrolysis activity; ATP binding; nucleic acid binding
Source: RefSeq, a predicted model, not a curated record
AUGUCGCCCUCCAUUGACAGUGCACAGGCCCAAUGGCUCGAGCAACUCGCCGCCAUGAGGAAGGCUAUCGCUGAGCUGAAUCUGCCCGCUGAGGGGCAAAAACCCCCAGCUUAUGGAGAUGACAUCGAGUUCGACGAUGACGACUUCUCCGGAACUGCGAGCGGCGAGGACAUCUGGGACAUCAUUAGUGAUGAGUACGAGGAUGAGUACAGUAGUGAUCAACUCGAACAAUUCUCAGACCUCCCCACUGGGGGGAGUCCCUACAGCCAGCAGUGGUUGGCAAAGAAGUGCGCCGGCGUUGCCCAAAGGAGCUCUGGUCUAGACGCUCGAGCUCUCAAGGACCAGCUUUCGGCCAUCCUAGCUAGCGAUAGCAACGAUGAAGAGCUACAGAUGAUGCUGGCCGACAUUGUGGGCUAUGACGAGCUGGAUUUGGUCGCUGACCUUAUAUCUCAUCGCAAGAAGAUCUUGCAAUCCCAGCACCAUGCUAUUAGAUCACAAGACAAUGAAGCCGUAGGCCGGCUACAGACCAGAGCGGAGAGAGAUGAAGCGUUACGCCGUCAAGAUUUUGAACACAAGCAUGCGUCACUGGCACCCGCCAUGGACCGAAAGGGCCCACAGUAUCCGCACGUCUACCGCACCCAUGAGGCAGGCAACAAAUUGUCCGCAUAUGGUAAGAAAUAUGCCCUUCCUCCGGACCACAAGCAUCACGACAACAAUCUAUACGAGGAAUACGAGAUCCCAGCAAUGCCUGUGGGCACGAUUGGCGUUGGUCGCAAGCUGAUUGAGAUUGCGGAGCUCGACGGGCUUUGCCAGCGCACCUUCAAGGGCUACAAAGCUCUUAAUCGUAUGCAGAGCUUGGUAUACCCCGUAGCGUAUAAGACGAGCGAGAAUAUGCUCAUCUGUGCGCCUACUGGUGCUGGUAAAACAGAUGCGGCAAUGCUCACCAUCCUCAAUACUGUUGCGAAGAAUGUUGUUCCGAAUCCUAUCGAGCAUCCGGAAGCCACUGAUUUCACGGUCAUGACUGAAGACUUCAAGAUCAUUUACGUCGCUCCCAUGAAAGCGCUCGCUGCAGAAGUGACCGAGAAGCUUGGAAAGCGCCUGGCCUGGCUAGGCAUCAAAGCUCGCGAACUCACGGGAGACAUGCACUUGACAAAGGCCGAGAUUCUAGACACGCAAGUCAUUGUCACGACACCCGAAAAGUGGGAUGUGGUCACACGAAAGAGUACAGGCGAUACGGAACUUGUGCAAAAAGUUCGCCUGCUCAUUAUCGAUGAAGUGCACAUGUUGCACGAUGAGCGUGGAGCCGUUCUGGAAAGUUUAGUCGCAAGAACUCAACGACAAGUAGAAAGCACGCAAUCUCUCAUCCGAAUAGUUGGCCUAUCAGCUACCCUACCUAACUAUGUCGACGUAGCAGAGUUCCUUCGCGUAAAUCUGAUGGCCGGCCUAUUCUAUUUCGACGCAUCCUUCCGACCCGUUCCACUUGAGCAGCAUUUCAUUGGCGCCAAAGGAAAGCCUGGUACGAUGAAGUCGAGAGAGAAUUUGGAGAAAGUGGCCUUCGACAAGGUCGUGGAAAUGCUCAAGCGUGGUCAUCAGAUCAUGGUGUUCGUACAUUCCAGGAAAGAUACCGUGAAGACUGCACACGAAGGGUGCUCCGACCUGUUCGAUCCCUCAGAGCAUCCGCGAUACGACAACGCUGUUCGCGACAUGAAGCAAUCGAAGGGACGCGAACUACGCGAGUUACUCGGCAAAGGCAUGGGCACUCAUCAUGCUGGUAUGCCACGUUCAGAUCGUAACCUCAUCGAACGGCUCUUUGGUGAAGGAGUCAUUAAGGUGUUGUGCUGUACCGCAACCCUGGCUUGGGGUGUCAAUUUGCCUGCUGCUGCGGUUCUCAUCAAGGGUACACAGGUCUACAAUGCACAAGAGGGAAAAUUCACCGAUCUAGGCAUUCUAGAUGUCCUACAAAUUUUCGGUCGUGCCGGUCGACCUCAAUUCCAGGACACCGGUAUCGGGUUCAUCUGCACUACGCAUGACAGGCUGGACCACUACAUGCGCGCGGUGACCGAGCAACAGCCGAUCGAGUCCAGAUUCUCCUCAAAGCUUGUCGACAAUCUCAAUGCGGAGAUCUCUCUAGGUACAGUCACCACUGUCUCGGAAGCUGUACAAUGGCUGGGCUAUUCUUAUUUGUUCGUGCGAAUGCAGAAGAGCCCUCUACUUUAUGGUAUCGAAUGGGCGGAGAUACGAGACGAUCCUCAGCUUGUCCUUAGGCGCCGCAAGUUGAUUAUCGAUGCGGCCCGAAUCCUGCAACAGAGCCAGAUGAUCAUCUUCAAUGAAACUACGGAGGAUCUACGCGCCAAGGAUGUAGGUCGCAUUGCCAGUCAAUACUACGUCCGGCAGUCGAGUAUUGAGAUCUUCAAUACCAUGAUGAGGCCUCGUAGCUCGGAUGCUGAUGCUCUGGCCAUGGUCAGUAUGAGUGGCGAGUUCGACCAAGUACAGUCACGCGACACUGAAGAGAAAGAACUGUCAGCGCUCCAGGAUGAAGGAUAUGUCAUAGCAGAUGUAAAAGGUGGCUACGCUACGCCUCACGGUAAGACCAACAUCUUGCUACAAGCACACAUUUCUCGAGCCAGGCUUGAAGACUUUACUUUGGUCUCCGACACAAACUAUAUCACCCAGAACGCAUCGCGUAUUGCCCGCGCGCUGUUCAUGAUUGCGCUUAAUAGACGCUGGGGCUAUCAGUGUCUCGUACUCCUCAGCCUUUGUCAGUCCAUCGAGCAUCGAUGCUGGUCUAUCGAACACCCACUUCACCAAUUUGAUCUUCCACAACCAGUUUUGCGACAGCUAGAUGCCAAAUUCCCUUCGAUUGAAACGCUUCGCGACAUGGAGCCUGCCGAGAUUGGCGGCAUGGUUCACAACCAGAAGAUGGGCAGUGUCAUUGCAAAGCUGCUUGACAACUUCCCGACCUUAACUAUCGAGUCUGAAAUCGCACCUCUGAAUCGAGACGUUCUUCGCAUCAAGCUCUGGCUCACCCCAGACUUCAAGUGGAAUGACCGCCACCACGGAACUUCGGAGUCAUUCUGGAUCUGGGUGGAAAAUUCGGAAACAUCUGAGAUUUACCAUUACGAGUACUUCAUCCUAUCACGAAGGAAGCUCUAUGACGAUCACGAGCUGAAUUUCACUAUCCCUCUCACAGAUCCGCUGCCUACACAGAUAUAUGUUCGCGCAGUGUCAGACCGCUGGUUAGGCUCCGAAACUGUGCACCCAAUAUCUUUCCAGCAUCUGAUCCGACCUGACACUGAGAGUGUCUACACUGACCUUCUAGACCUUCAGCCAUUGCCAAUUUCGGCGCUUAAGAACCCUUUGCUGGAAGAGGUUUAUGCUCAGCGCUUUCAGUAUUUCAACCCAAUGCAGUCGCAGAUCUUCCAUUGUCUAUACCACACACCCGCUAAUGUGCUGCUUGGAUCUCCUACUGGAAGUGGAAAGACCGUAGCUGCUGAGCUUGCAAUGUGGUGGGCCUUCCGCGAGAAACCUGGCUCGAAGGUGGUCUAUAUCGCGCCCAUGAAAGCGCUCGUCCGCGAGCGAGUACAGGACUGGGGCAAACGACUUGCAGGUCCAAUGGGUCUGCGACUGGUUGAAUUGACUGGUGACAACACUCCCGAUACGCGCACCAUAAGAGAUGCGGAUAUCAUCAUCACAACCCCUGAGAAGUGGGACGGUAUCAGUCGUAGCUGGCAGACUCGUGGUUAUGUCCGCCAAGUAAGCCUUGUCAUCAUUGACGAAAUUCAUCUUCUUGGUGGUGAUCGUGGCCCGAUUCUCGAGAUCAUUGUCUCUCGAAUGAACUACAUCGCAUCACAGAAGGAAGGUGGCUCAAUUCGUCUUCUCGGUAUGUCCACUGCCUGCGCCAACGCCUCUGACCUCGGGAACUGGCUCGGCGUUAAAGAAGGCUUGUUCAACUUCCGCCACUCGGUUCGCCCUGUACCACUAGAGAUCUUCAUCGACGGAUUCCCUGAGCAGCGUGGGUUCUGCCCGCUCAUGCAGUCGAUGAACCGUCCGACGUUUCUUGCUAUCAAGCAACACUCUCCAGACAAGCCUGUCAUUGUAUUCGUCGCUUCAAGGCGGCAGACUCGUCUUACUGCCAAUGACCUGAUUACAUAUUGCGGUAUGGAGGACAACCCAAGACGUUUCUUGCACAUGUCGGAAGACGAUCUUGCAGUCAAUCUUGAGCGAGUCAAGGACGACAACCUCCGCCAAGCCUUAAGUUUUGGUAUCGGUCUCCAUCACGCUGGUCUAGUCGAAACAGAUCGAUCUCUGUCAGAGGAACUUUUUGCAAAUAACAAAAUCCAAAUCUUGGUGGCGACUAGUACGCUUGCGUGGGGUGUCAACUUGCCAGCCCAUCUUGUUGUCGUCAAGGGCACGCAAUUCUUCGAUGCAAAGAUAGAAGGAUACAAAGAUAUGGACUUGACGGACGUGCUGCAGAUGUUGGGUCGUGCCGGUCGUCCGCAAUUCGACACGUCGGGUAUUGCACGUAUUUUCACGCAAGAUGCAAAGAAGGAGUUCUACAAACAUUUUCUGCACACUGGCUUCCCCGUCGAAUCGUCAUUGCACAACGUCCUUGAUAACCAUCUGGGUGCUGAGAUCUCAGCUGGGACCGUGGCGACCAAGCAGGAUGCGCUGGACUACCUCACAUGGACAUUCUUCUUCCGUCGCCUGCACAAGAACCCAUCCUUUUAUGGACUAGAGAUUUCCGCAGAAGAGCACAACACUAUUACUGCUCAGACAAUGGCAAACGACUACAUGGUUCAACUAGUGGAAACAUCUCUGAAGGAAUUGGACGAGUCUUCAUGCGCGAUUGUUGAGCCAACCGGCGAGGUAGACCCAACGCCUCUGGGCAAAAUCAUGAGCUACUACUAUCUGAGCCACAAGACUAUCCGUUACCUUGUCAAAAACGUCAAGCGUGACGCGACCUUUGCCAACGUUCUCUCCUGGAUUUCGCACGCAACAGAGUACGAUGAGCUUCCCGUUCGCCACAAUGAAGACCUCAUCAACGCUGAGCUGUCGAAGGCACUCCCAGUUCCAGCCGAUGACUUUGGUCUGCCAAUGUGGGAUCCUCAUGUCAAGUCUUUCCUGCUUCUACAGGCGCACUUUUCGCGCAUCGAUCUACCAAUUUCUGAUUACGUCGGAGAUCUGAACAGCGUGUUGGAUCAGAGCAUCCGUAUCGUGCAGGCUUCAAUCGAUGUGCUCACUGAGCUGGGUUACCUCUCGUCGUGCGUGAGGAUGAUCAACCUGUUGCAGGCCAUCAAGUCUGCACGCUGGCCAACAGACGGACCACUGUCCAUUUUCCCCGGCGUGGAAAUUGAUCAGGAAAAGAAACGCCUCGAGCACCCUAAGGCCAGUCCGAAGACGCUUAUAGAAGCCACCACCUCAUCACCGGCACAUUUGGAAAGAGCAGGCAAAUUAGCGGGUGUCACGCCUUCGGCUGUCAAGCGCUUCAUCGAGCCCAUUUCUCGUCUUCCGAUCCUGAAGCUUGAUCUCGGCGCGGUCAAUGCAAUUUCUCUCUCUCUGAACCUCACCCGCCAAAACCCAGCCAGAAUGCAGCAAAACGGCAUCCGCAUUUUUGCGCCGCGCUACCCCAAGCCACAGACUGAGGGCUUCUUCGUGAUCCUCUCAUACUCAAGCACGGAUGAGAUUAUCGCGUUGAAGCGAGUCGGCUGGAGCGACCCCAAUCGCAGUGGUGGAGCACGGGGACGAGGUGGCCGCAAUGCGAACAAUGGAGCUGCCAGCUCGCGACUCCAAGCCACGACCAAGAUUACGUUCCCACCAGAAGCGCAGGGCAAGAAGGUUGAUGUUACCGUUCAUAGCGAUUCUUAUCCUGAUAUGAAGUGGAGCAUUGAGGGUAUUGAGGUGCCGGAAGCGCCGAGGGUGGAGGACGGUGGGAAGAAGAAGGAUAGAGGAGAUGGAGUUUGGGAUGAGCCGAUAGCUUAG